AUGAAGGUUGUGGCUCUGGAUGCUGGUGGAGCCACGCUGAAAGCGUCUGUAGUUGUUCCUGGCGUGACUCCCACCGUCUCAAUCCUUGCAAACCACGUGGCAUCGACGUCAGUAAACCCUUCUACAAUAUUGAUGGGUCAAAAACUACAAGAGCUCGAGCGUUUACGGUCGAAAUUACGAUAUUUAAGACCAGUGCAGCGCGGUUAUUGCGUCAAUUGGAACAUUGAGUCCGAGUUAUGGGCGUACUUGAUGAACGAGAUGCUUCAGGUUGAUCCAUCCGAGUACGCUCUGGUGGUAACGUCUCCACUUUUAUCGCCUGCAAUAUGCAGCCGAGAGUUGCGUACUUUCAUACUCUGCACAUUGCAAAAAUUAGUGGAUCCACCUCUACAACCACCGCUAGUAGACGAUGAUCCACUUCGAUUUUCCACAUCAUCAUGUCAUCUUGUCGUGGACUCUGGAUUUUCAUUCACACACGUGAUUCCAGUGAUAAAUGGAAAGGUGUAUUUGCCAGAGAUUGUAUCUUACCGUCAAUGGAAUGUUAUGGAUGACACGUCAGUGAUUAAUGAGCUAAAAGAAGCACUGUGUUACUGCUCACUACACUUUAAAAAUGACCUUGAUCGCUAUCAUUUCGAUCGAAAUAUGCGGAAGCAUUGGAUUCUGCCAGAUUUCUAUACUGAGAGACAAGAUAUUGGUAUUUCUCAAGCUGGGAUCGCUGAAACAAUCGUGCAAGCCGUUGAGGCGUGUCCCGAUGAGCUCUCAAGUGCGUUGUACGCUAAUAUUUUACUUGUUGGAGGAAAUACAAAGUUUGGCAAUUUUCGACAACGACUUGAACAAGAUUUGAGACCGCUAGUGCCUGAUGAUUUUGAUAUUGAAGUGCAUGAAUCAUCUGACCCAAUACUUGCUGCCUGGCAAGGUUGCUGUUCUAUAGCUGAGUCAGACGCUUUGUCAACACGGAUUGUAUCCAAGAAAGAGUAUGAUGAACACGGCAGCAAUAUUUGCUUAAAGAAAUUUCAACAGGGUUUACAAGCAUUAAGUGACGUCUCACAGAUCUAG
Molecule: messenger RNA, 1053 nt
Organism: Plasmopara halstedii
Lineage: Eukaryota; Oomycota; Peronosporomycetes; Peronosporales; Peronosporaceae
Product: Actin and related proteins
Exons: 10
Coding region: 1-1053 (350 amino acids)
Cellular component (GO): Swr1 complex
Molecular function (GO): nucleosome binding
Source: RefSeq, a predicted model, not a curated record